ACGAACUUGCUUUUCUCUUCGCCCAGGCUGAAAAGCUAGAACUCAGGUGGUCGCUGGAUCGGAAAAGUAAAAAAGUAAAGUAAAGUUUUCUCCUCGACAUGUCUAAGCCCUUUCUCAGAACAUUUCAGGCAAAAAAAAAAAAAAAGGGGGGGGGGAUACAUAAACAUAUGGACCAGUUUGUAUUAUUAAGAUUUAAGAUCAUAUAUUAGUCUAGAAAAUCUGUCAGUUUUGUUGGAUUUACAUUUAAUUUGCCCUGACUUUUUUUAUCAUAAGUUCUGUGGUAGACUCGCUUAUUUCAUUCUACUUUUCUAUUGUUACAAACGAGUUGGAGUAUCCCCCCGACAAGAUUGCCAUUUGACAUCGGUUGUUCACAACAGUGCACUCCAAAACACCGGUUUAGGAUCAAAUGGAUGUUUGCCCAGCCCAACACUGGACGAUUAACACCACCCUUUUCCGCUUCUACAACCAACAAUUCCCCGCCUUCCUCGCUGUCGCCUACCGCGCAAGUGUCCUGUCCCCCCGCUCAGUCGCUGGUGGUAUGUCGUCGCUGUGGUAAGCACACGGAGGAACUCUUUUGUAUUGCAUUGUUUCGUGGAGUGGAUGUGAUGAUAGAUAAUAUCACAAUAAUUCAGAUAAUGCCGUGCUGCAGACAAGUCGUUCAUUUGUUCACAGCCUGGAUAUGCCUCCAUGUAUAACAACAAUGAGGUCAACUAAAGAAAAACAAUGACGAUACCAGCGAACUUCUCGAGUAUAUCGAGCAAACACCAGCGUCCUGACGGAUUAACAAUAAAUACUAAUUUCUCAACAUUGUUUUCUACGUCACCCGGAUAAUCGUGGACAGUGGUCAUCCCAUACCCUCGCCGUCUACUGGUCAGUAAGUGUCCGGAGUCCUGACCACCCGAUCUGGGUACGGGCAUGGCACGUUCUGUGUUGGAUUAUUUCAUACGCAUCCAGGAAAUCCAUAAGUGUUCAUUUCACGUUCGGUUUACGGUGUUUGUGUUGGUUCUCUUUCUGGCGCUUGGAAAGUUCAACUUUGCGAUAUCGGCCGAGAUAAGUCGGAGUUCACCAACAAGACAUUUAGGUACCCAACCAACAGACGCUUUGCACCAUUGUCCUCCAGGAUGGACGCUGAAAGAUACUCAAUGCUUCAAAUUUGUCCAAGCACUUUUAAGUUGGGUGCAAGCAAAGAAAUUGUGCAAAAGCUAUGGAGGAGAUUUGGUGAAAAUAAAGAGCCAGUGUGAACAACAGUGGCUAAGUCACUUUAUUGUGGAGCAUUUGGAUGGAGGACAGACCAGUGGUCAUGCAAAGGAUUCUGUUUCUCCAAAUGAUAAUCCGUCCAUUUUAUCUGCGUGGAUUGGUUUUUUGCGUCUCCCUGACAAGACAUUCCAGUGGUCGAAUGGCCAGCCUGCAGUAGAGCAAGAUGGUUUCUGGGCACUGGAUGGUCUAGGACAGGGAAAAAAUGAUCCCUUUUCUAAGCAAUGCUGUGAUAUGAGGAGGCAGAUGCUCAGUGAAGUAGACCUCCGCUGGCAUCUCGGUGAUUGUGAAGUGCCCCGCUCCUCCGUGUGUGCUCUUAAAGCCUGUGAAGAGCAUUCUUUUCUGUGUGACCAGAGAUGCAUUGGUCAAGCCAGGGUUUGUGAUGGCCUUUGGGAUUGUCUGGACGGCUCAGAUGAGGCAGACUGUGGCAGUGAUGAAGUAAGUCUGGCUCCAACAACAACCUCCCAGCACUGUGGGGGUCUUCUCAGGGGAUACUCAGGCACAUUCCAUUCGCCAAAUUUUCCGGAACAUUAUCCGUCAUUUUCAAAAUGUAUAUGGAAACUUGAAGCACCGCCAUCAUUCAUCAUCAAAAUUUCAAUUGCUGCUCUUGAUGUAGAGGAAAAGUAUGAUUCUGUGACAAUAUAUGAUGGUGGAGAGAUUUCUCCAGAAUUGUCUCUUGCUGUGUACAGUGGAAGCGUUGUACAGAAAGAAGUCAAAUCCUCUGGUAGUUUUGUUACUGUGCAGUUUAGUGCGGACCAUGCUAUUGAAGGGAAAGGCUUCAAUAUAUCUUGGCAAUCAGUGAGCCAAUCACAAGUUGGGACAAGUAGCCGACAGCUGUUUGCUAAGCAGGUGGAAUCAGUAUUGUCAUUUCCUGUGGAAGGUCAUCUUGACCAGAGUUCUGUUGUUGGACAUGAAACUUUUGAAUGGCUCAUCAGUUCACCUGUGCAGGGAUCUCUCCUGUUCCUACAGAUUUCAAAUAUCAGCCUAAGCUCGGGCGAAUCUAUUAAAAUCUUCGAUGGCCGAGGAAGCCACGAUUCCCUUGUGGUAGAGCUUACCCCGAACCAAAGUCAGGCUUUGCAGCAUCAUGAAUCUCACCUCUGGCACAUGCAAGACCUGAAUGCCUUACAUAUUCCACAAGUGAUCGUCUCAUCUGGGCCGCAUAUUUAUGUACAGUGUAUAUUUAAAAAAGGCAGCUUGCCAAAGAUUGCAAUUUCUUAUAAGAUGGGUUGUGAUGUAAAUAGUCUAUCUAGUGCAGUGCUUAUUCGUUCUCCCGGGUACCCGUCUUCGAAGUACCCGCAUGACCUCAACUGCUCGUGGAAUGUCCCUGAGAACAAUGAGGGGAAGACCCUGUCUCUUCUCUUUAUGGCUCCAUUUGUGACAGAGGCUGGGAAAGACUAUGUACAAGUCUAUGCUUCACAGAUUGAGCAAAGUGAUUUUCUGGUUGAGAAUAUUUCUGGAUCACUUUCCCCACAGUAUCAAAGAAUCUCAUCUGAUCGUGGUUUUAUUCUGAGAUUUAUUUCUGAUGCAACUAUUAAUCGGGGCCGCUGGGCGGCUAUUGUAUCAUAUGAGUGUGAUCUCCUGUCAGUAUUACCGCCCCUGCGGCUCAACAGCACAGACACCAGGUUUGGCGCUGUGGUGGGGUACAGCUGUGAGGACGGCUUCUUCCGCAGUGGACCCGAGUCUGCUGUGUGUGGGAUAAUGGGAGAGUGGUAUCCUGCCGCCAAGCCUGUCUGCAAAGAGAUAAGUUGUGGACCACCUGAAAUUCCACACAAUAGCUAUUUGAUUGACAUGAGUGGAGUCAAGUACAGAGACGUAGCUGAGUUUGCCUGCUACUAUGGCUUUCAAAUAAACAGCUAUAAUGUUGCUACUUGUGGUCAGCAUGGUUGGGAAAAUAUUCCUUCUUGUGAAGCCGUCCACUGUCUUAAAGAAGCACCACCAUAUGGUGGGAAUGCGAGGGCUGAAGACAUUGUCUUUGGAACUGUGAGAGAGUUCUUCUGUUUGUCUGGUCGCAAACUUGUUGGCUCAAAGUUGUCUCAUUGCAAUAUCACUGGUGUCUGGACAGAUGUAGUGCCAGUUUGUGAGGUUCCUCAGUGUCCUCUCGUUGAACAUGUAGUACAUGGGACGACCAAUGUAAGUGCUCCUACUCUGGUUGGAGAAACUGUUACCAUCAUCUGUGACAAAGGCUACUAUUCAAAUGGAACUGAGCUUUUGACCUGCUUGGACAGUAUGGAAUACGACCAUCCUCCCCCUGUGUGUAUGGACCUAGAUGAAUGUGCUGCUGACAGCGACCCAUGUUCUCCACAUACUUGCCAAAAUGUUCCUGGAGGCUUUAACUGUUUCUGUGAUAAAGGCCAUCAAAAUCCUGUAAAUGAUAGCUCUCUCUGUGUAGACAUAAAUGAAUGUGAAACUGAAAAUGGUGGCUGCAGUCACAACUGUAUUAACAGCCCUGGUGGUCAUUCCUGUGACUGCCCAGACGGUCUUGAACUGUAUGGUGGACAGUACGAUAAGAUUGGAAACCUUACACUUGUACCUGAACGGACAUGCAUAACAAAAUGUAAGAGGUUUAUGGUGAGUGGAGGAGAAGUGAUCUACCAGAACAAACCUUUCCCAGAUGGAAGUUUUAUAUCAGGAAUGACAGCUUUCAUCAAGUGCCCUCCAGGUUCAUUUCCUAAUGGAAACACAGAGGUGACCUGUUUAAGUGGAUUUGGAUGGUCAUCUGCAGUCACCAAUUGUGUUGAUGCUGUCUGUUCAGACCCUUUGCCUCCUGUGAAUGGGGAAGUUACAGUGACUAACUUGUCACUGGGCAGUACUGUUGUCUACACUUGCAAUAAAGGAUACACUUUAGUUGGGAAUUCCUGGAGGCUCUGCGUUCUUAUUCAUGGAAAGCCAACAGAAAAAUACGCUUGUGGUUGGAGUGGAGAGGAGCCAGUAUGCCAAGAAAUUGCCUGCAAGGUUCCUGCUCACCCUGUAAAUGGUGCUGCUUUUGUUGACUCCCUCUUGUAUGGCUCAGUGGCUGUCUUCAAGUGCACUUGUGGCUAUCGUCUGAUUGGCUCUUCUUAUGCUGUGUGUUCUGAAGAUGGAAGAUGGAGCGACCCUGUGCCAUUUUGUGAAUCUGAGUCUUGCCUUCAUCCUGAUCUACCCAACUAUGGAAGUCUUGCCAAGUUUGAUGUAGGCUUUCCUGUUGGCAGUGAUGUAUAUUUCCAAUGUGAUAAAACUGGAUAUAAGCCUCAAGAUUACAAGCCUUUGAGGUGUUUGCCUUUCAAGAAGUACAGAAUAUCCGACCUCAGUGCUUUUUUCAAACUUGCUGUAAACCUGUCCCUUGUUUUGAGUAACAAUCAGACAUUGUCAUCUAACUGCCUGAGACUCUACGAAAUGAGUUUACAGCAAAGCUUUCAAAGCUGGAUUCAAACACUUCUAACGUCAUGCCCUGACAUGCAAGUCAGCCUAAAGGGCAACGUUUUUUCUAAUGUCAAUAGCUCGCAGAUUCACCAGAGGUUUACUGUAUCUUUGAGAUCUUCUGAGAAUUCUUCAUCUUCGUGUUUAUGCGGCCAAACAAUAAUGGAUUUCCUGACAGCUGCCGAAGAUGAGAUAACAGUUAGAAAUAUAACUCUUCUCACAAUGAUGGGUUUUGAUUGUCCUGCCCUGGAACCCGACUCACAGACAAACAUGAGUGUGUGGGGAGACUGGAGCUGUGGGCCUGGACAGAGGCUGCUGAGCAAGGGAGGGGAAACGUGUGCUUCAACUCCAUUUUGUGUAGAAGAUUGUAUUGAUGAUGGUAUAGACACCCUUGAGCUUGAUGAAUUUGUGUCCAAACCAAGUUCCUAUAUGGAUGUAUCAGAUGAGCACAGUACGAACCCCACCUUGACUUCGCUGUCUGUAGACAAACCUGUGAGCACCACUUUAGCGACAACAAUGAUGACAGAAGAACUUUUAACAACUUUUAGCAGUGCGUUAAAUCCUGAAAGAGAAGAUAUCACGUCUGUGACAACUACGUCUAGUGCAACAUCAAACGUACCGACUUUUGGUGGCUCAGAUGUAUUGCCAACGUCUCGUCUACCGGUUACGGUCUCGACAAGUAGACCCAUUUUAGGGGUCAGUGUAAGACCUUCUUGGCCCAGCAGUACCACAACAAAACCCCCUCUGUUUACUCCGAACCAUCUCACGUUCUUCCAUUCAAGCACUCUUGAUACGUGGGCGGAACCAAAUGAAACCUCUCCGCCCACCACUUCUAGCCCUGAUCCAACUGCCUCUUCAGCUACAACCUCAACCGUGGAAACUUCUGACACAAAAAGUUUAGGAACUGGAAGCUUCCGAGACGAAGAGAUGCAUAAGGUGACUGAUACCCAUUUUGAUGUGGAUAUACAUGAAAAAGAUCAAGCCUUUCAAGUAAGCGGCGUGAAUUGUACGGGGGAACAGAUGCAGUCAGGUCUGAACAGUGGGUCUGGUGGAGAUGCCAAAGAUAUCGUGAAUGUGACCAACUGCUUGACCACCCAUACUCUGGAGAAACAAGAGACCACAGUGUUUCAAGGUCCUUCUGUGGCAGCAAUGGACAUGACAUCUCCAGUGUAUUCCGUUGAAGUGAGAGACCGAAUGGCAGGCAGCUUCUCCAAUGUGACAUGCAUAGAUGCUGUACACAUUAACAUCAAUGCCAAAGUUAAUGAAUUGCUUCGAGAAUUUGGCAGUCAAAUGGGGAAACUGGUGUGCAAGAGUGCUCCGGAUUCAACCCUUGAACUCACAGCAGGAAACAUUAGGUUCAAGAGUAACAGGGCUAGACUGUUCAUCAAGUUCUCCAUCACUCACUCAUGGUCAAACAGGUCAUCAGUCGAGGCGUGUGGAAAUCAGUUCAGAAUCUAUGUAGCGUCGCAACUAACUAAAAAAUUUCAAAAAGUUGAGAGAGAAGUUUUGCCAUCAGAAUGCAAGUUUGUGAAAUACUCUGUGCACACGUUUCAGUUGUCCUACAAUGGCUGGACUUGUCACCAAGGCUACUCUUUUGACCACUCUUCAUUUUUGUGUGCUCAGUUGACAAACAAGGAAGAUAGUUUCCCCAGCUUGAUCACAAUGUCUUCAUCCGCUAUCUCCUACACGCCUUCCCUUGUGACACCCAGAUUGGUCUUGCACUUUGCUGGAGCCUUCAGUCCUGUACGGAGUAGAGUGGAGGUGAACAGUUCCUGUAUUAGGGAGUACAAGAACGGCCUAACAGCUGCUCUGUCAAGGCUCGAGCCCCAUGUGCAGUCCAGAUUUAAUCAUUGUCCCAAUGUCUACAUCGAUAUUACGAAAAACAUUUCUGUGAUUGUGAGCCGGAAAAGGGUAAUCGCAUAUGCAGAUGUAUUGCUGGUUCCCAUGAAUGACACACUGGAUCAAGACACCAUGAACAAGUGUGCAAGAUUUGUGUCACUCCAAUUUCGAGAGCCAUCGCAACACCUGUCCACAGUCACUCUGAAGAAAGAGUUUCUACAGCGUUGUCCAGAGGUACAACUCAGUGCACCUCUUCGGAUGGAUACUCUCAGCUUAGGUCCCCAUUGUGUGCAGGGCUUUGUCUAUGAUGAAUCCAAUUUUAAAUGCAUGGAUGAAACCUUGCCUAUCUAUGCAACCAGUGUGGAGUUCACCUUGAGUGGGACUGUUGAAGGCAUAGCCUGUGAGACUGUUGUACAGAAUUCCGUCAAGCAGAUGGUCGAGAGUGUGAUUCGUCCAUUGCAAGAUGGUGUCAGACGAGCCCAGGUGUGCAGCUCUUCCAAGAACUUGAUUCUGCUUUCCGGUCAAGGAUCCUUAUCAUUUCGGCCUUUUGGGGUAACCGUCUUUGUACCCAUCAAUGUUCUAAGCUUAGCUGGCAUCCAGUCUGAUGUGAUCAGCUGUUCAAAUGAACUUCAUCGCAGUUUGAAGGACUACCUUGUCUCACCAACUCGCGCACUUCAGCGGUCUGUGCUAGAGAAAUGUAACACAAAUUUGGAGGUGCCUAUGGAUCACACGGUUGCCUUCACACAAUGGAGAUGUCUGGGUCAAUCUAUGUACAACCCUUUCACUCACAGGUGUCAGAGUCAGACCACUCAAGUUCAAGAUGUCCGCACAAAAGGGCUAAGCAUUUCACACCGCCACCGUCGCCAUGCAAGUUCUAUACAUCUGAGACCACAGUGGAAUGGCACAACACCUGAGUGCAGAGACGUGGAACCUCCUUCCUUCAUAGACUGCCUGGACAUUCCAGUCAAAAUUGUCCUUGGGAACCCUUUUCCAGUUCCUGAAUACAUUCAGUUGCCUAUUGCCUUUGAUAACUCUGGACUAGAGCCUUCUAUCACUUUUGAACCAGCAGGAUUUAAAGUACCAUAUAAGUUUCAUAAGAGUAUGGAUGUUGUCGUGAUAGCUACUGAUGCAACUGGAAAUUAUGCUCGAUGUAACAUUCAAGUUCUCGUAGUGGACAAGGUACCCCCAAGUAUAACUUGUCCCCUUGAUCUGGUGCUCCUGCAUGAGGAAAAGGCCACGGAGGGGUCAAAGUACACCUACAUCAGCUACGAUGGAGCUGGGGUCACAGCGCAUGAUAACAGCGGCAAGGUGUCAAUACAUUAUGACCCCCCUCGUGGGUCCACUGUGGUAGCAGCUGCAAUUAUGAAUGUGACAGCGACAGCCAAUGACUGGAGUGGCAACACUGCCAAGUGUUCUUUCUUUGCAAAGAUUCAACCCACACAGUGCCACAGCUGGAGCCUACCGGACCCUGAAGGAGGACGUAAGACAUGCACAGUGGCCAGCACAAACCAGGGGAGCUUGGCCUGUGCUGUGUCCUGUGACAAGAACAAGGACUUUGCAGUCCAGCCCCCGGAGCAGUAUGUCUGUAGGACAAGCUCCGUGUGGCAGCCUCAUGACCGCGUCCCUAAGUGUGUAGAUACAGUGUUCCCUAACUUUGAGGUUGACCUUCUGUUCAACUUUACCUACGUUGGCAUUGGUGCCAGCACCAAAACGUGUCGUAAUUUGACGUUGGAACCGCUGCAAAACUACAUAAGGCCCAUCCACCCGAGCAAUGUGUGUCAGACAGUGAUGAGGAAUGUGGAUUCUGUCAAGAUGAAUAUCACUUCCAACUACAAGGGUAUGACUGAAAUGGUGGCUGUGAACAUCAACAUUAAGAUCCUCAUCCAAGUCUCCACUUAUCAGCUGGAGGCUUCACCAGCCUCAUGGUGUGGAAUGCAAGUUCUUCAGGCUGCAGCCAAUACCCUUCAGAACAAGACGACAGUUGUUGCGGAGUGCGGCACGCUGUAUCUGUCCCCACCCUAUAAACAAACUGGCAAUGUGACCUGUGCCAGUGGGUUUGGCCUUGUGGACAAUAUGUGCUUGGAGUGUCCUCGUGGCGCAUACAUUAAAGACUUGCUUUGUCAUGAGUGUCCUGUUGGGACGUUUCAGCCUAUCCCAGGACAGGACCGCUGUCAUCCAUGUCCUAGAGGUUUCUCAACUCCUUCCCCGGGGGCUGUACACAGUAUGGCAUGUCUUGAAAUAUGUCGUGAGAAUACUUACUCCGUGACUGGACUUGAGCCUUGUAUCCCAUGCCCCGUGGGCACAUACCAGACGCUGGUGGGCUCAGUGCGGUGUGAACGUUGUGACACAAAAGUUGCGGGAGUCCCUCAGAGCUGUAAAGAAAUCUGCUCUCCUGGUUCAUUCAGUCAAACUGGUGGCACCCCAUGUACCUAUUGUCCUGUAAACACUUAUGCACCUGACAAGGGUAUGACAACAUGCUUGGAAUGCCCUGACGACAAGAUCACAGUGAAAAUUGGGAGCAAAGAUUUGAAUGACUGCAAAGCGAGAGACUUGUGUGAUGGCGACCCGUGUGGCUUGAAAGGACUCUGUCACAGAGAUGGGAGGAACUUCAUCUGUGAAUGUUUACCUGGAUACUCGGGUCCCACAUGUCAAGUGAAAGAUGACAAGUGCUCCAGCAGGCCGUGUCUGCACGGAGGCUCUUGUACGACUUUGGCCAAUAAUGGUUACAGCUGCCACUGUGCACAAGGAUUCACUGGACGGAAUUGUGAAAAUAUAGUGGAUCAUUGCAGGUCAUACCCAUGCCAACAUGGCUUUUGUAUCAAUGCUGGAAGUUCCUUUGAGUGCCACUGUUUCUUAGGAUAUCAGGGAAAAUGGUGUGAGGCAAGGUCCAACUACAGUGUGUGUGAAAACAUUAGCUGUGCCAAUGGGGGGACUGCCUUUGACAUGGGACGAUAUUGUGAAUGCUCUUGUGUGGAUGGAUUCUCGGGUCCCCUCUGUGAGACUGACAUUGAUGACUGUCUCCUGAAUCGUUGCCUGAAUGGGGGCCGCUGUGUGGACGGGCUUAACACCUUCUCUUGUCAUUGUCCUCUAGGUUUCACAGGGGAUCUUUGUGAGCAGAAUAUAUUUGACUGUUCCAGCUCAACCUGUCACAAUGGUAGCUUUUGUGAGGAUGAAAUCAACGGCUAUACUUGUAUUUGUCCUCCUGGUUACACAGGACGAGACUGUGAUAUUGAAGUUGACGAUUGUCUAUCACUUCCAUGCCAGAACAGUGGAACGUGUGUCAAGGCGGGGCAAGAUUUUCAUUGUUUGUGUGCUCAAGGGUACACUGGAUCAAGAUGUGAACUUCCUGUUGAUCCAUGCUCCCCAUUACCUUGCAGUCCAGACGGUACAAACACAUGUGAAAAUGAUGAGGAUGCCUUCAAGUGUACAUGUCUUUUUGGAUGGAAUGGCACCCUGUGUGAUGAGAGAGUGCUGCCCUGCAACAGCACCCCUUGUGAAAAUGGCGGCAGCUGCUUUGAUGUAGGCCACAGCUAUUUCUGUUCCUGCCCAGAAGGAUACACUGGUCCUGACUGCUCUGUGCUUGUGAACCCAUGUGAACCCAGCCCUUGCAAAAAUAAAGCCAAGUGCACUACAGUACAUGGAAGACAGUUCCGGUGCAGCUGUGAGUCGGGCUUCUCUGGCCCACUGUGCGAAGAAAAUGUGGAUGAAUGUGCUUUUCACCCUUGUGUCAAUGGGGCAACUUGUGUGGACUUGAUAAAUGACUACUUGUGCCGAUGCCCUGUGGGUUUUACUGGUCAACUGUGUCAGUUUGACAUUGAUGAGUGCAUCAGUCAGCCAUGCCAGCACAACAGCACUUGUCAUGAGGGACUAGGAGACUACACCUGUGAAUGUUUACCAGGAUAUACAGGAAAGCAGUGCAGUGUGGAAAUUGACGAAUGUGAUUCCUUCCCGUGUUUAAACGGAGCCACUUGCGUUGAUGGCCAGGGUUCAUUCAGUUGUUCCUGCCCGGAAAGAUAUACAGGCACCCUCUGUAAUGAAGUUGUCCCAGGGUGUAAGGCAAACUCAGGAUGUCUAAAUGGUGGCUCUUGUCUCAUCACCCAGACAGAGGAACUGUGUGUCUGCACGCCUUAUUAUUUGGGACCUGACUGUGGGAAAAAAAAGUCUCCAAACUAUGACCUGUUCUUUCAAGGAUUGAUGGACCAGUCCCAUUCUUCUUUAGACAUGUCAGUGGAAAAUGUUCAAGGAUUUACAUUAUCUCUGUGGGUUCGAUUCAUGGACCCUCAGGCUAAUGUGGAAUACUUAUCUCUUACUACCGAUUCUGGGAAUGAAACUCCCUACCGCAAUGUUUUAACUUUGACUGGCUCAACGGCAACUCUGCCAUAUAGUGCAGUCCAAGAUAUUGUCAAUCUGGAUGUAAAUGAUGGACUCUGGCACCACCAGUGCUGGCUGUUUGGACCGUCAAGAUGGGAGCUUUACAGAGAUGGAGAGAAGUUCCUGCACGGUCAGAUGUCAGCUUUUGAACUUGGAAGAAGAUUGCAGCUUGCACUUGGUCAUCCACUCAACACUAAGGAAGGUCAGAAGUUCUCUGGCUACUUUCAUGGAGUCAACUUGUAUAGUUAUCUCCUGGAGGAAACAGACAUUGUCAACCUUUCACUCAGUUGUCAGGACGACCAUUUGAUGAGUGGUGACCUUUUUGACUGGGUCACAGCAAGUUAUUAUUUUAACAACGGCCCAACUGAGGUCAUCAUGCCAUCUACUUGUCAACAGAACUCGUGUGCAGUGGGUCAGACAGCAGCUCAGUGUGGUCUAGUAAUUGACAAAAGUCCUCCAGAGGUGCUCAGGUGUCCUCAGACGGUGAUUGUGACCAAUGAGAUGGGUUUUGCUGUUGUUGACUGGGAGGAGCCAGAGUUCUCUGACAACGCGGGAGUGGUGUCGGUGAAACAAAAUUAUCGAGCAGGUCAAACCUUGCCUCAGGGGCAUUAUGUUGUCUUUUAUGUAGCCUACGAUGCAGAGAACAACUCAGCAGAGUGCUUUUUUGAUGUUUUUGUAAGAAAAUUUCAGUGCAAGGAUCCUUCUCCUCCUGCUAAUGGAGCCCGUGUCUGUGGGGAGUGGCAUCAUGGCAGAUACUGUAUUCCAUCUUGCCUACCAAACUUCAGAUUUGUCACACCAACACCACCCUUCUAUCGCUGUGGUUUGGAAGGGGAAUGGGAUCCUCCAAACGGAAUGCCUUUCAGUUUUCCAGCUUGUGCUCGAACACACCCUCCAGCUCACAUUAUCUAUGGUGGCAUAAACUUUGAAGGCCCAGGGUGUACUGACUCUCUUGAGACUCAGCUGCAGGCCAAAUUGGUUCGAAUCUUGACCCAGCUUGAUACUGUUAUUGGACUCUGUGACCAGGACGCCACCUGUGACUACUCUCAAAACCUGAAUGUGUUGUGCAGUGAAAAAGAACAUCUGAUACAGAAAAGAGCGUUGACCUCGACUAAAAAAUGGGCACGGUAUCAAGCUGAGAUGGAAAUGAGAAUUUCUCAAAGUUUAUGGCAUUUAGGUGGUUCAGAUACAGGGUCCAUAACAGAAGAAAUUCUCCAUGCCAUCAAAGAAGACCACUCUGGAGAUGAGUUCCAAUUGACCUCAGUUGACCUCAACAUCAAGUCCCAGUGUCAGCCAGGAGAGAUUCUUCUCUCCGGACACUCACUAGACAAAGAUGAAUGCUUGGAGUGUCCUGCAGGUCACCAGGUCACUGAGCGGUCAAAGUGUUCCCCUUGUCCAGUAGGUACCUUCAGGGAAAAUGGAGAGGAAUUGUCAUGCCAGAGAUGUCCUGGGAGUAUGACCACAUACUCUGCUGGAGCAACAAACAGGUCACAGUGUCUCGAACUCUGCAAGCCCGGCAGUUUUUACAAACGUAGUGAUGCAAAGUGUGUGGAGUGUUCCCGGGGAACAUACCAAGAUGUCGCUGGACAGUUGGACUGUAAAGUUUGUCCUGAGGGACAAACCACUCAGGCACCAGGGGCUACUCAUUCCACUGCAUGCUCAAACCUGUGUGGUGCCGGGGAAGAGAUGUCUCCGAUGGGCCAGUGCCAGCUCUGUGCUAAAGGAUCCUAUCGUGCAGGGGACGGUGACAGCAGCUACUGUCUCCCCUGUGGCUACAAGUGGACCACUCUUGGGGCUGGAGCCGUUUCUGUCUCUCAGUGUUCCAUUUUGAAAUGUGAAAAAGGUCAUUAUCAGGAUUCGGAAUUGGGAACUUGCCUCCCCUGUCCACUUGGCACGUUCCAGACUUCCAGAGGGGAAACAGAGUGUGAACCAUGUGGGGUCGGCUUAACCACUACGGAGCCAGGUGCCACAGCUCGGUCAGAGUGUGAAGCCGGGGAGGUGGAUGAGUGCGCUCUGCAGAUUCAUGAUUGUGCUGACAAUGCUCAGUGUGUGGACCUGCCCCAGGGGUUUGAGUGUAAAUGCAACCAUGGAACAAGUGCUGAUGGAAAAAAUUGCAUAGAUAUCUGUGACAGCCUGUGCAGUGAACUGACGUCUUGUGGGGAGCAAGAGGAGAGCACAAUUAAGAAUGACAUAGGUCUGCCCUGCCACUGUACUGUGCAAGUUUGCCGGGAUCAAGUGUUGGGGUCACCAACAUUCCAUACCCUGGUGAUCGUCAGCAUGACAGUGACGGCAGUAGCAACGCUGCUUCUUUUUAUCAUUAUUGCAGCAUGUGUUUACAGGCGAAAUAAACAUGAGAAGGAGAAAAAGCAUGUCCGGAUCUACCGCGAGGAGAGGGAACUGGUAGCCUUCACAAAUGAGGCUUUUGACUCGUUUCCCAUUCACACCACCAAUGUCACUCUCAGUGUCAACAGAAAUAACAGCUCUCUCUUCCCAGUGGGAGCUAACAAAAUGGCCACCAGGUGGCAUCGACAAAGCUUUGUGUCUUCUGUUGGUCUAUCUUGUGAUGAUUUCGAGUCAACUGAUCUAUAAGGUGUAAUGGUUCUUUAUUGGUCUAAAAAAUUGAAGUCCCUUUUAACAAGACUGAGAUAUUCAGCAAGUUCUUGAUUGAUGCAUUUGAAAAUUUUGUCUUUAACUACCUCCACAUGUCAUUCCGGUAUGGCGUCUUGUGUAUGUUUAAAAAAAAGAUGCCUGUAUAGUUCUAUUGAGCACGACUCUGAUUCAGCCUUCUUAGCUACGACACUUAUGCUGACUUGGAGUUUUUAAUGGUUUCAAAUUCAUUUUUGUAAGAGGUCAGACAAAGUCAGUCUCUGAGAGUAUUGACCUGACUUUUAGGAACAUCUUUACUAAUUUUUUUCAUUGACAAUUCUUACAUCUAAAACUAGCAA
Molecule: messenger RNA, 13802 nt
Organism: Aplysia californica (California sea hare)
Lineage: Eukaryota; Metazoa; Mollusca; Gastropoda; Aplysiida; Aplysiidae
Exons: 70
Coding region: 916-13446 (4176 amino acids)
Biological process (GO): Notch signaling pathway
Molecular function (GO): calcium ion binding; Notch binding
Source: RefSeq, a predicted model, not a curated record